Molecule: messenger RNA, 5623 nt
Organism: Hippoglossus stenolepis (Pacific halibut)
Lineage: Eukaryota; Metazoa; Chordata; Actinopteri; Pleuronectiformes; Pleuronectidae
Gene: adgra2
Product: adhesion G protein-coupled receptor A2
Exons: 19
Coding region: 726-4892 (1388 amino acids)
Biological process (GO): cell surface receptor signaling pathway; G protein-coupled receptor signaling pathway; positive regulation of canonical Wnt signaling pathway
Cellular component (GO): plasma membrane; Wnt signalosome
Molecular function (GO): protein binding; G protein-coupled receptor activity
Source: RefSeq, a predicted model, not a curated record
CGGGCGCACUUGGGGUUGUUGCUAAAGUGAGUUAGAGUGUGACAAGAGGCAAGCGAGCAAAAACCGCUAGAUAGAUUCUGGGAAUUACACAGGAGCCCAUGGAGACCAGCUCAUUUUCUUAAUCCGAGUGUGUGUAGUUGCGUAUUUUUACCUCCUCCUGUUUUACUCCAAGUUGCGCUUGAGAUAAGGUUUACGCAGACCUCCGGGAUCCGGGAAAACUCUGAAGGAAAAAGAGCAGCGCGAAAAGUGAGAGAAGUUUGACAAUAUACUUUUUCUCCUUCUUCACUUAAUCAAAGAGGUGAAAAAGUGGCUGCUCAAUCGUCAAUCUCAUCGACCCUUGGAUUAAUUUUUUAAAAGGCGAAUAACGGUAAUUCGGACAUUCCCAAGCAUCCUCUAAAGUGAUGUAAAUCUCAUAUUUCAGUCAAUAAUAGGACCAGCAACUCUUUAAGACGGAAGACUGCGGCUGUUUCAAUGUGUUGAGUACAUUUGAAUGGACUAACACACUCCUGGGUUGAUCUGGACCACAGGGAGUUGUGCGCCCUGGCUGCCAUGACAUAACGGGACACUUGGAAAACUCCACGGCGCUGAAUAUUUCUGGAAUGAGCGGCUGAUGUGUGUUCACUGCUGAGCGGAGCUUCUCUAAGUUUUCCAUUCAUUCGACACUUGAAACAUAUUUUUUCUCCUUGCGCCCCCCUCCUCUGAGAGCUUCAUGGUGGAGAUAUGGGAUGACUGGAGGCGGGGGUGCAGCUGAGGUGAGAUCCAGCCGAAGGACAAUGUUUGCGCCCGGCGUUGGCAUCCCUCUGCUGCCGGGGCGUGUGGUACUGAUGCUGCUGCUGCUGCUUGCCGCCUCCGGGCCGAGGGUCUCCCAGGCCUGUCCCGGGCUGCUCGCGUCCACCAGCGGCUGCAGCUGCACGGACGAGCGCUCCAAAGCGCACGGCGCCCAGGCUUUGGGCAGAAGGGUCAGCUGCACCAAGGAGGAGCUGACUGAGCCUCCGGAUCCGAGCCUGAUGCCCAACAGGACAGUUACUCUGAUAAUGAGCCACAACAAAAUCCGAGUUCUGAAGAACGGAUCCUUCUUUGGACUCUACGCUCUGGAAAAGCUGGACCUCAAGCACAACUUAAUCAGCACCAUCACGCCUGGAGCCUUCCAGGGCCUGUCCGAGCUUCGGAAACUCGACCUAUCCAACAACCGCAUUGGCUGCCUGACUGCCGACAUGUUCCAGGGACUGACCAACCUCACCAAACUGAACCUCUCUGGCAACAUCAUAUCCACCAUGGACCCAGGAGUGUUUCAGGAACUGCCGUCCCUCAAGCUAGUAAACUUCAACUCAGACCACCUGUCGUGUGACUGCGGGUUGCGUUGGGUCCCGGGCUUCUUUCGCAGCAGUUCUGCCAGGUUGGGGGACGAAACGCUGUGCGCCUACCCCAGGAGCCUAAAGGGAAAGCCCCUGCGUGGACUGAGGGAGAGUCAGCUGAGCUGUGACGGUCCGCUGGAGCUGCACACCCUGUCGCUGCUGCCGUCCCAGCGUCAGGUGGUCUUCAAAGGGGAUCGGCUGCCCUUCCACUGCACAGCCGCCUUGGUGGACAAGAUCACCACUCUGCACUGGCGUCAAAACGGUCAGCUGGUGACCUCUAACCCAGAAAUGGGUGUCCAGCUGGAGGACAGUGUGCUGCACGACUGCACCUUCAUCACCAGUGAGCUGAUUCUAUUCAACGUACAUGUGGAGGCCAGUGGAGAGUGGGAGUGUGUGGUUUCCACUGGGCGCGGUAAUACGUCUCUCAGUGUUGAAAUAGUGGUGCUGGAGAACAGUGCCUCCUUCUGUCCAGAGGAUAAAGUUGUCAACAACCGUGGGGAGUUCAGGUGGCCAAGAACCCUGGCAGGCAUCACCUCCCAACAAUACUGCCUACAGCUGCGUUACCCUUCCCUGUCUGUGGAGGGGGGUAUUGAGCAGAAAAAGGCCUCUCGGUACUGUGAUCGUUCUGGAAAGUGGCAGGACGGGGACUACUCCAACUGUCAUUACACCAACGGGAUCACCCGUGUCCUGCAUACCUUCAUUUUGAAGCCAAUCAAUGCGUCCAACGCCGUCACUGUUGCACAUCAGGUGCGCACGUACACCCUGGAGGCUGCAGGCUUCACUGACUCAGUAGAUGUGUUGUACGUGGCACAAAUGAUGGAGAAGUUCAUGGAAUUUGUCCGACCUCUGCGGGAGUUGUCAGAGGUGCUGGUUGAGAUGGGCAGUAACCUGAUGCAGGUGGACGACCAGAUCCUCGCUCUCGCUCAGAGAGAGAAGAGAGCCUGCAGCUCCAUCGUCUACUCUCUGGAGACACUGGCCUGGCCUCAGCUACACAGUCAUGCUCAGGACUUCUCCAUGGUGUCCAGGAACAUUGUGAUGGAGGCCCACCUAAUCCGACCGGCCCACUUCACUGGUAUAACCUGCACUGCGUACCAGCGCCGUGAGGUCUCAGUGGGCAGCCUGGGAUUAGACAUGGCAGAGUCCAGCCAUGAACAGCAGCUUCGGUUCCGCUGCAGCACUGGCUCCCAUAACACCUCCCUCAACAAUUUUCUACUAAAGAAUUCAGUGGCCCUGGCGUCUGUGACUCUUCCAGCGACUCUGUUUCCUCCUGAUACUACUGCCGACUGUAAACUGCAGUUUGUAGCCUUCAGAACCGGCAGCUUCUUUCCUCUGUCUGGAAACUCGAGUAACACUGGGGAUCACAACCGCAGACGAAGUGUCAACACUCCCGUCGUCUUUGUAGGCCUAGAGGGCUGCAGCGUGUGGAACCACUCAGAGCCUAUCUGGGUGUCACUGCGCCACUUGUCCCCUGGUUCUGAUGCUGUGGCAGCCCAGUGGAGCCUGAAGGGACAGGAGAGGCAGGGAGCCUGGAGCCAGGAGGGCUGUCAGCUGGUCCACAGUGACAGCAGCACCUCCACCAUGCGCUGCUCUCUGCUCAGCAACUAUGCUGUGCUGCAGGAGGUGCCAGACAUCCCCAGAUCCACACCCACGUCUGUAGCCGUGCUCCACCCUGUGGUGUACGCCUGCACUGCAGUGCUGCUCCUCUGCCUCUUCACCAUCAUCAUCACACACAUACUACAUCACAGCACUAUUCACAUAUCGAGAAAGAGCUGGCACACAUUACUGAACACCUGCUUCCACAUCGCCAUGACAACAGCCAUCUACGCAGGAGGCAUAAGCUUGACCAGCUACCCAGUGGUCUGUCAAGCAGUGGGCAUUGCACUGCAUUACUCGUCGCUGUCGACCCUGCUGUGGAUCGGAGUCAGCGCCAGGGUCAUCUACAAAGAGACGGUGUGGAGAUUGCCGCGGCAACUGGAGGGAGAGUCUCCUGUUCCACCUACUCAGCGACCAAUGCUCAGGUUCUAUUUGAUAGCUGGGGGAGUUCCUCUUAUCAUUUGUGGGAUCACUGCAGCUGUCAAUGUCAACAACUAUGGAGACAACAGCCCUUACUGCUGGCUGGUGUGGCGCCCCAGUCUAGGGUCUUUCUUUGUCCCUGCUGGCCUGGUGGUGUUGGUGACCUGGAUCUAUUUCCUGUUCACUGUGUUUCGCCUGAGGCACCGUGUGGCCAAAGAAUGCACAGGAACCACCCUGUCCUCUCCUGUGACCGAGAGCCAGCCCGCGCUGGCUGGAAGCACCAGCCUGCUCUCCACAGACUCAGUGGUGGGACCCAUAAACACUGCUGUGGCUCCAGAGGACCAGUACUCACUGAAGACACAGUUCUUAGUGCUGGUGGCCACUCACUUUCUGUUUGUGGCUCUGUGGUGUUGUGGGGCCAUGGCUAUGUGGCUGACAGAGCACACUAGUUUGUUGUUCAGCUGUCUCUAUGGGAUGGCUGCCACCAUCUUGGGGCUGUUUCUGGUGGUGCACCACUGCUUCAGACGAAUGGAUGUGCAGGCCUCGUGGCUGGCAUGUUGCCCAGGCUACCGCCGUUCUCAUCCUAUGUCGACUUACACACACACCUGCACUACCGGGAGUGGAGUGCAGACUUCUGAGCAGGGAUCCCAACUUUUCAUCAACUGCCAUCCACCCGCUGACUCUCAUAACUCCUCAUCAGCUAGGUCGUCAUCCACGCCAAGUGGGAUCAGCAGCGUGGGCCCCGGGCCCUGCAAGCUCACCAACUUGUUACAGGUGGCACAAGAGAGUCCAAACAAUCAAUCAGUUACACGCACCCCUGCAAGCAACAACACUAGCACAAGUACCGACAACACCACCAAGCCAACAAACAAUACUCUGCCCUCCAAUAACUCUGCAGCCCCAGUGCAUCCCCAGAGAAGGAAAGUAAGUAGCAGAACUAAACAAGGGAGCAGUCAGUAUCACCAUCGGAGUGAGGGGAGAGGUCACUAUCGUCUCAAAGCUCUAAGGACCGCUGCAGGUGGGGGCAGCCUUGGCGCUUUGGGGCCCACAGGUUUAGAGCACCUCAGCUCCUCUCAUGGGGUUAACAAACAGGCCACGAGUGAGAACGGCAGCAUUCACCACAGCCUCUCAGAGAACCAGGCCAGCCCACUGACAAAUGGGAAGCGGGUGGGGGAGACACUGGCCACAAGCCCCUCAGAGGGAAGCGACGGCGGCAGCAGUGGGAGCCGCAAGCCCUUCCCCCUCCUGCCUUCCAUGGCCAGCAGAGUGGCCAUGCAAGGUGCUCAGAGACGAUGCGCCAGCAGAGACAAUUUGAAACUGGCAGCUGCUGCAGAGCGGGAGACGAAGCGCUGUUCGUACCCCUUGAACAGUGCCACGACCACUGUGCCAGGGGCCGCUGCCCCAAAUGGCACCCUAAAAAACUCUGGAGUGCUGGAGCUGGAGCAGGAUAUGAGUGGCACUGACCAGUCGCAGAGCUCUGUUGGAAUGAAGAGCAGCUUGUGGAAAAGUGAAACCACAGUGUAACCUAUACUUACAUGUGAACUUCUAUGCAUGACCUUAAAGAACUCUUAAAUGAUCAGGUUAUGUUUUAAUGGUCUCUUGAUUAUAAUAAUUAUAUAAUUUAAGAUAUAAAAUCAUGAAGGCAUCCAGGACCCUAAACUGGUACUUUUGCCGCUGUAGCAUUGUAAGAAUUUUCUGUGAAAUGGGAAAAAAAUAAUGAGACUGUGUUUUUUAUUGUCGUUUUCCAACAUAAGAUACUCAUAUUUUAUCCAUUUCACACAAAAAGAUUUACACAAUAUCUCUGAAAUUGGCAUAUGAUGUUGAUUUUGGACAUCUAAUGAAAGCUUUACAUUUUUAGUUGUGAUUUUUCUAUGCAUAUCAACUAUAGCAUGAAAUGGACAGCAAGAUGUUCUGUUUCCAAAGUACAGCUAUAUGCAUUUAAUCUGUGGACAGUCCUUCACCCUUAUGUUUGCUUCAAGUAACAGCGUGUCCUCAUGUAUGCACUUGUAUGUUCAUUGCGUGUGUGUGUGUGUGUGUGUGUGUGUGUGUGUGUGUGUGUGUGUGUGUGUGUGUGUGCAUACAUACAGUGGAAUAACUGUAUGAAUGUGUCUGUACAGAAUCUUUGUGUGAAUUAAAAAAAGCUAUGUGAGACUUUUGAAUAUGUGAUGAAAAUGUUUCAUUUUUAUUUUCUAUGUACUCCCAUCAGCACUGACAGAGCUCCCCUCCCUAUCUAAUAAAUUCAGACAGAUUAAAAA